GUAGGAUAAGGGCACAGCUAUGAGAGCUACAUGCAGCGGUUCACUUCAGUACACUGAAUGCUGAGCCCCGUAGCUGGUCGUAAAGGAUCGGUCUUAAGUCAUUACGCACGGGGACGCGGGGACUGCAAUUUGGGCUUCAACGCGCGUCCCGCAUUUCCCAACUCACGUCACCAUGGACUUUCCGCUUGACAACCCACAUGAGUUGUGCCCAGGGGCGUCAGGUCGCGCUGUCUUCGUCUCUUACGGAUCACCCGACGCCAUCCGGCAGGCCAAGUUCGAAGCCCUGCAGCUGAAAGUCCGGCAAAAGAUGCUGCAGCAGCGAACCGGCCUCGACGACCCGCACGCGCUCAAGUCGCACCUAGACCCCGCAGCCGAGCUGGCACGCGCCGCCAAGGCAGCCUGCCUGGGCGUGGGCGGCUGCGAGCAGGUGCAGGCGCUGGUGGUGCCGCCCACCGUGACACCCCACGGCGAGGAAGUCCGCGGCAGCAGCGAACUCAUCCUAUCCGGCGAGCGGCGGGAGUAUCAGCGCCCCGGACCCAGCCGAGCCGCCACCUCCAACGCCAGCGGACCGGUGCCGCGCUACCGCACCUCGGACCUGGAGAUAGCGAAGAAGCCUGAGGGCGGCGCAGCAGGGGAGGCAGGCGCGCGUGGGAGCAGCGGGCGGCGGAGCAGCCGGACGGGCGGGGGGAGUAGCGGCUACGGCAUGAGCUGGCGCAAGCAGCCGCCGGCUAGGGACCCGCUGGCAGCGCAGCUGAGCGAGGGGAUGCUCACGUACGUGCAGUGCAAGUUUGAGCGGCCGAACGUGAUUGGCAGCGCCUUUGUGCCGCAAGGACAGGCCAUGCAGGAGGCCCUCCACGCCUACGAGCAGCGCAAGCCGCGCCGCCCCGCCUCCGCCCCUCUGCGCCGCUACAUGAACCAGGCGACAGGCGGCACCUCCCGCAGCGACCGGGAGGCCGCCUGGGCGGUGGGCGGCGGCGGCGGAGUGGGCACCGCGUCUGUGUCGGCGUCCGCGGGUACCCUGGACAGCAAGUGGCAGGACGUGCCGGUGGUGAAGGUCCAGGAGACGGACCUGCUGGCCAUGUACCGCCGCAACUCAGUGGCGCCGCCUCCCGCGGAGCCGCCCCCGCCCGCGGCGCCUCCCCCGCGCAACUCCUCCCGCACCGUUUUCGGCACCAUCCGCGCCACCCCGGACCCCGAUGAACCCGCGGCGCCACCCACUGCGGCAGUAGUGGCCGCACCCGGUGCCAGGGGCGCUGCACCCAUGCCCACACCUGCAGGCAUGGCCGCAAGCAAGGGUAACCCGCACCGUGGUACGCCGGCAGCGGCCGGUGCAGCAGCAGCAUCAACAACAGCAGCAGCAGUAACGCCAACAGCAGCAGCAACAGCGGCACCGGCGGUAGCCGCCACUUCCGACUCCCCCAACAGCAGUAGCGGCGAUGCUGCUGCCAAGCGCCGCAGUACACACCCGGUCACGCUGGUUGAGCCGCACGAGCAGGACGCCGCGGAGGAGGAGCGCCGGCGGCGAGAGAGCGCCGGCCCACGGACGCAAGCCUGGGGCAGCGGCAGCGUCACGGCGGCGGCACCCGGCGGCAUGCGCCGGGGAACAAACACCGGCGACGGCGGAGGCGGCGGGGCUGCUUCCAGCCCUACCGCCGGCGGAGUUGCGUCGGGUGCUGUGCCCUCCCGGCCAACCUCCGCCCUCUCAGCAGCGUCCAGCCGGGGAACACCCACCGCCGCCGCCUUCGGGAGCACUGCCGCGCCCGCGCCCGAUCCCCCACGCAGCGUCUCCUCCUCUUCCUCAUCCUCCGUCACACCCCACCCCGAGCCGAGGCCCCCCGCCCAGUCUCACGCAGCCUCCCAGCGCCGAGCCUCCACCGGCGGCGCAUUCAUGUCGCCCUCAAACCCGGCCCUCCCCAGCGGCGGCGGCCGCAUAACCAAGACCCACUCCCACCCCAGCACCGCAGCCAACACCGCUAACAGCAUCAUCGCCACAGAUGCCGCCGGCAACACAUCACAGCUCCGCAUCCCCUACCAGCCCGUAGCCCCGGAGACCCGGCGGCAGCAACAAGGUGCCGCCGUCGCCACCGCCAAGACCAACCGUCUGCGCUCCGGCCCCGCCCGCGGCUCCUCCCCACACCCCCACGGGCCUCACGGGCCGCACCCGGGCAGCUUGUCCGCUGAGGGCAGUAGCCUCAUGCAGCAGCAGGCGCAUGCGGAUCGCUGGGCGGCCCCUUGUAACCGCAUGUCCGCGUCAGACGACCGCUCGGUGCUGCAGGAGCGCAUUCUGGACGGUCUGGCUCGUCUGUACACCGCCACGGGGCCCGAGGCGGCGAAUGCGGCGGAGCAGAUGGCGCUCAUGAAGGAGGGCAAGGCGGCGGUGGAGGUGAGCACGCCGGGGUCGGGACGCGGCGGCUUCAAGAUUGGGGUGCCGACGCAGGUGGCGAUGCAACCGCAGCCGAGGCGGGCAUCGCGGCUGGCGUCUGUGGAAUCCGCGCCGGCGGAGGUGUGGUUGGGCGGUGGUUUCGGGGCGGACCAGCAGCAGAUGCUAAUAGGUGCGGCAGGGGGCGUGAACCGGAGGGUACGGCCGCCGUCGGCGGGGUGUUGGGC
Molecule: messenger RNA, 2607 nt
Organism: Astrephomene gubernaculifera
Lineage: Eukaryota; Viridiplantae; Chlorophyta; Chlorophyceae; Chlamydomonadales; Astrephomenaceae
Source: the annotation of a GenBank genome assembly